Molecule: messenger RNA, 1520 nt
Organism: Eleginops maclovinus (Patagonian blennie)
Lineage: Eukaryota; Metazoa; Chordata; Actinopteri; Perciformes; Eleginopidae
Product: histamine N-methyltransferase-like
Exons: 7
Coding region: 190-1074 (294 amino acids)
Molecular function (GO): N-methyltransferase activity
Source: RefSeq, a predicted model, not a curated record
CUGUGCGUGUUUAGUAAAUACUUAAAGGCCGUUGGGGACUUGGGUUUCUAUUAUGCAGCGUGUUAUCAUUCGGGUGAUUUUCUUUGCUACCUUUGGCCCUCCUUAAAUGAAAGCUGUAAAUUCAGUGGGAGGGUUCCAUUCUGACCGGGGAUCUCUACGGACUCACUCCUGCUCGACAAACUAUUUACCAUGGCAUCUCCACUGAAGAGUCUGGUUAUUGAUGAUAACAGAUACCAGAAAUCCUUCCAGCUUUUUCUGGAGCGCUCCUCCGAGCAUCAGUGUAUGCAGGACUUCAUCCGCAACACGCUGCCAGACAUACUGGCCAGCAUUGGAGAUGGAAAGUCCCAUCUAAAUGUCAUCGGAGUUGGAAGUGGAGCUGGUGAGAUUGACCUUGAGAUGCUCUCCCAGCUCCGAAUGAAGCACCCAGGGGUGACGGUGGAUAACGAGGUGGUGGAGCCCAGCAGCACGCAGCUUCAUCACUACAAAGUUUUGGUGUCAAAGAAACCAAAUUUAGAUUACAUCAAAUUUACCUGGAACAACAUGACUUCCUCCGAGUUUCAGGAGCAGUGGAAAGUGAAAAAGAUGACUAAGAAGGCUGACUUCAUUCACAUGAUACAGAUGCUGUACUAUGUGAAGGAUCCUGGAGCUACCAUCGACUUCUUCCAGAGUCUCCUCAACAAGAAUGGGAAGCUUCUUAUCAUCCUAGUUUCUGGUAACAGUGGUUGGGGAAAGCUGUGGAAGACCUACAGGAGCCAGCUCUGUAACACAGAAAUAAGUCAGUGUGUGACCACUGGAGACAUGAAAAGCUUUCUGGACUCCAAGGGGGUGAGCUAUCAGAGCUACGAGCUGCCUUCUCAAAUGGAUAUCACCGAGUGUUUCACUGAGGGGGAUGAGAAGGGAGAGCUGCUGCUUGAUUUCCUCACCGAAGUGCUGGACUUCAGUAACACAGCCUCGCCUGAGCUCAAAGCUGGUGUCCUGGAGUUACUGCAGCACCCAGACUGUAGCGUGGAGUCCAACGGCAAAGUUACCUUUAACAACAACCUUGGAGUCAUAGUCAUAGAUCCGCUCACAUAGAAACAAGUGCUUAAUAGCCUAUAGUGAUUUAUACAUUUGCAGUAGAAUAACAGCAUACUUAAUGUUUAAUGGCAAUUGAUUUGCACUGUACAGUGUAUUAUUUACUGUAUCUAAUUAGCAAGCUUUUAGUCCAUGUUGGAUAUGCUUAUUUUUACAUGAUUGAUUUCUACAAACAAGUUAUUUUCUAUAAUUGUAUUUUUUCUUUCUAUGCCUGUGCAAAACACUAUCUAACAGUGUGUUUAAUUGUUGUGCACCACCCAAAAUGUAAAUACCAGAGUUGUAAUCAGAUUAAGACAUAAGUCUCAGGUUCCAUCAUGAAAGCAUUUUUUAAUGGACAACAGCUGGCAGGCUGUGCUACCAACCCCUUUUUCUCUAUUCACACUAUUGCUCCCAUUGGAUCUUAUUACUUUGGAAGUGUCAAAAUAAAUGGAAAAUUCAACGUUUAA